Messenger RNA from Babesia bigemina, 666 nucleotides. RefSeq lists its product as hypothetical. The coding region runs from base 1 to 666 and encodes 221 amino acids. The transcript has a single exon. NCBI's taxonomy places the organism in Eukaryota, Apicomplexa, Aconoidasida, Piroplasmida, Babesiidae. The record is from RefSeq and is a predicted model, not a curated record.
AUGCUUUCAGACGAUGAUUCGGGUGCUCUUCCAUCGCCGGACACCGUCGUUCACUUCGACCUCCCGAAAUCGCCGAAAGCGCUUCGCGGACGCUGUCACCCACAGCACGCCAACAUCUUUUUCCACCUCAGCCACGAAAAGGUCCUAGUGGCCCAUCUGCAAAACUCGCUCAACUGCAUCAUGACCAAGUGGCAGUUGCCUUCGAAAGCCGAACAGGCAGAGGCGUUCCUGGAGCACCUGGCCACUGUGGUCGACAGCAUGCACCCAUUGCCUGUCAGCGUUGAGUACGAUAGCACCGACAAACGGGAUAGCCAGUUAGUUGUGCACAUAUCUGAUAAUGACAGCACGUGCAGGGCUCUGUCGGCACUGCUGUACUUCGCAUAUCGCAAACACGCACACAGCAAGAAGCAGUACCUGCUGCACGACCCCGGGUUCGAGAGGUUCAAGACACGCAGAGAUGUGGAGGCGUAUCUCAGCGAAAACGGAAUAUCGAAUUACAUGGGUAUAACGCUCACGCGAAGGGGGUUUGUAGUCGAGAGCUACGACAUGCUGCGGCAACCCAUGGUGCACGGGUCCACACCGCAACUGUCGGGUAUAAGGCGGAUCCGGGAGCGUGUCAAGUCGGGGUAUAUCUCAUCGCACAAAGGAAGGACGUUAGUUUUGUAA